AUGCAAUAUCUAGUUGGUCUCUAUUCGUUCCUCCUCUCAUAUUUUGUUUUCAUUUUUCGUUCGUUCGUUCUUUUCAUCGCCUCUACAUGUUCCUUAUUCAUCAAACGUACCUUUCUUUCUUUCUACAGAUUUCUCUAUUUCGUUUUUGUUUCGAAUUCGUCAUGUCAAUCUAUUCCUUUCUUCCUUUCUUUUUCAACGAGUCUAUUCAUCGGUCUUUUUUUUUUCAUUUUCUCUAUAUAUUUUUCCGUUCUUACUUGCAGCAUUGAUAUAUUUAUUCCUUUUUCUUUAUUUCAUUUUGUUGUUCGUCGCGUCUCCCUGAGCAGUUCUUUCUUUUGUUUUUUUUUUCUUUCGCUAUCUCUUCAUAUUUUUAUCUUUCUUUUUCUUAUGUCCUUUCUUUCUUUUAAUCACGUCACUUCCUUCCUCCCUCAGGUCCUACCUUCAGUCCUUCUUCCUUCCUAUUUGUUGCGGCUGUAUUUCUUUCUUUCUUUUUUUCUUUCUUUCUUUUUUUCUUUCUUUCUUAUUGCGUCUACCUAUCUCUCUUUUUUUCACAUUUUUUUUUGCAAAAUAUUCUUUGUUUUUUUCUUUCUAUCUAUCUAUCUAUCUAUCUAUCUAUCUAUCUAUCUAUCUAUCUAUCUAUCUCAGUCUGUUCAUUAUCUAUCUAUCUAUCUAUCUAUCUAUCUAUCUAUCUAUCUAUCUAUGAAGGACAGCUCCAGUCUCUAG
Messenger RNA from Acanthosepion pharaonis, 720 nucleotides. The record is from the annotation of a GenBank genome assembly. NCBI's taxonomy places the organism in Eukaryota, Metazoa, Mollusca, Cephalopoda, Sepiida, Sepiidae.